GUUUCCUCAUGAUGUAAACAUUUAAAACACCAACUGUCGAGGCUACCUAACUUGUUCGUCCGGCUGUGGUAGCCCUCCGGCUUCUGUUUUCGCUGUUCUGCGGUGGUAGCGCUCCGUGGACAACGUUAGUUUAGCGCUGACGGCUGGAGCAGGCUGCGUAGGUGGAUCCCGUGGCAAACGUUGCCUGUCCUGCAAAUGCAGUAGAUGAUCCAGAGACAAAGCCUGAGGUCUGCACUGCAAACAUGCCAGAGUCCUCCCUGGUCAAGGACGGUCGCAGCAGCUCUGUUGAAUAUGGAGCAUCCCCCUUGAGACAGUUUAGCCAAUCAUCACUGCUGCUGCACAGAAACUCCCACAUGCUCAGUACCUUCUGCACAGAGCACAAUGUGCAACAAUGUCUGUCACACAUCAAUCAGGAAAUAUCUUCUCUUGGCCUCCCACCAGUUUGGACAGAGUCGGGCGACAGCUCAGAGCUGAAUAUUGUGGCUGUGCUAAAUUGCAUGUAUGACCUGAUUCAGCUGCAGCGCCGGGGCCUCAGAACCCUUGAAAGCAUGGAAGUGGAGCAGCUUAAAUCUAGCAGCAGCAUCGAUCACCUGCAGCUCACCAUCACUCGUCUGAAGGAGCAGCUCGAACUCUCUAAAAGAGAAAACACGGGACUUCUUGAGAGAGAACGGCAGCUGCAGCUGAAAGCAAAAAGUUUGCAGAGCUGUCUGAAGAAUGAAAAAGAAGAGGUUCAAAAGCUUCAGAACAUUAUUGCAAGCCGGGCCAGCCAGUACAAUCACGAGAUGAAAAGGAAGGAAAGAGAAUUUAACAAACUGAAGGAACGACUGAAUCAGCUGCUGGUUGACAAAAAGGAGAAGAAACAGGCCAUUGAUGUAUUAAACAACAUUGGGAGAGCUGAUGGGAAGAGAAGCCUUUGGAAAACUGAAAAGACAGAAGCAAAGCAUGAAGGGGAAAUGUAUAAGACUCUGCUGAGCGACUAUGACGCUCGCCACAGAGAGCUCGUGCUGGAAAAUGCAGAGCUGAGGAAAGUGUUGCAGCAGAUAAAAAAAGACAUGGUGUCCAUUCUAAGUUCAAGAAAACCAGCUGCGAAAAGCGACAAACCUGAACACAGUGGCGUACAGGUCACAUCGGAGGAGGAAGAGGAAGAGGAAGAGGUGUUCGAUUCCAGUAAGGAAAGUGUAGAGCUUUAUUGCUUUCAUGCCCGGGAGAAACUGACCAACAGUAUUCGUCUCCAGUGGAGGAGACUUAAGAGCCAUGUGGAAAGACUGGACAGCCAGGCAUCCUUGGUUCAGAUGGUGGAAAGCAAAAACACUGAUGCUGUUCCACAAGAGACUCAGGAGGAAGAGAUGGACAGACUAAAGCUGGAGAUCCAGCAGUGCAAAGACUUUAUUCAAACACAGCAGCAGCUCCUGCAGCAUCAGGUAAGCUCUGCAUGUGAUGAGGAAACCGCAUCCCUGCUAAGCAAUUGCUACAUGCUUCAAGAGAAGGAGCGCCUCGGGGACGAGUGGAAGACUCUGGAGGAGCAGAGGAAGAUCUUUGAGAGGGAGAGGAAGAACUUUACAGAGGCAGCCAUCAGACUGAGCCACGAGAGGAAGGCCUUUGAGGAGGAUCGGGCAACAUGGCUCAAACACCAGUUUUUAAACUUGAGUCCAUUUGCAGACUCAAAGAAAACCCCAUUGUUAAAAUCUAAAAGUGCCUUUUUGAUAUCAGCUGAAACAGAGGCGGCUGCGACGGUGGCUCCAGAAAAGCUCAUCAAAUGUCCUUCAGACACAGCCUCCCCCACACCCAGGUGUGUCGCGCUCGCGUCGGCUUCCACCACUGACCUGUGUCGCACGCUUUGCUUUAUCCCAGAAAACAGCUCAGUGCAACCAAAGACAAAUGGGGAACAUGUGGAGGAAUCGGGCACGUUUUGUGGAGAUGUUUUCGUCCAGCACCAACAGUGGGAGUACAGCGAGGACCACACACUCUCACAGGAGAAGAACAGCUCCAUCUGAAGCCAAAAACUCCGUUCACUUGAAUCAGACGUAUCAUGUCCAGUGUUUAUGUCUGAUGCGUCUGAUGGGUGGAUGCCAAAGGCCCACAGAUGGACUGUAAAAUGAUUAAACAGCUUAAGAAGGAAAGAGCGUUAAGAGUGACGUUUGCUGGAUCUGUAUUAAUGUACUGCAUAUAGUAUGUAGUUAGUUUACUUAUUUAUGGUACUGUAAAUCAAGAAUUGGCAUAUCUUACAUUUAGAUGCUGCUGAUGCAAUAUGUGACAAUAUGUGACAAUAUGUGACAAUAUGUGGCAAUAUGUGACA
This is a messenger RNA of Pundamilia nyererei, 2296 nucleotides long. RefSeq names its product afadin- and alpha-actinin-binding protein. The coding region runs from base 243 to 1994 and encodes 583 amino acids. The transcript is spliced from 14 exons. The record is from RefSeq and is a predicted model, not a curated record. Gene Ontology annotation, biological process: intraciliary transport involved in cilium assembly. NCBI's taxonomy places the organism in Eukaryota, Metazoa, Chordata, Actinopteri, Cichliformes, Cichlidae. Gene Ontology annotation, cellular component: centriolar satellite; ciliary basal body.